AACAAGAUGCUCGCGCAACCAAUUAACAUUAAGAAAUGGAUAGAAGAGAAUAAUCAUCUUUUACAACCACCGGUGAAUAAUUAUUGUCUUCAUAGAGGUGGGUUCACAGUUAUGAUUGUUGGAGGUCCUAAUGAAAGAACAGACUACCAUGUUAACCAGACACCUGAGUAUUUCCAUCAAUUGAAAGGACAUAUGUGUUUGAAAGUAGUUGAUGAAGGAGAGUUUAAGGAUAUUAUAAUUGAAGAAGGAGAUUCAUUUUUACUUCCAGGCAAUACCCCCCAUAAUCCGGUUAGAUUUGGAGAUACAAUUGGAUUGGUUGUUGAACAAGAUAGACCAAAGGGGUUAAACGAUAAAAUAAGAUGGUAUUGUUCCAACUGUAAAGAAAUAUGCCAUGAAGUUGAAUUUUAUUGCCAUGAUUUAGGAACUCAAGUCAAAGAUGCAAUUUUAGCCUUUGAUCAAGAUAUUAAUGCUAAGUCAUGUUCCAAAUGUGGAACAAUCAAUAAAUCUAAACCUUAA
This is a messenger RNA of Hyphopichia burtonii NRRL Y-1933, 516 nucleotides long. RefSeq names its product 3-hydroxyanthranilate 3,4-dioxygenase. The record is from RefSeq and is a predicted model, not a curated record. Gene Ontology annotation, biological process: quinolinate metabolic process; 'de novo' NAD+ biosynthetic process from L-tryptophan. The transcript has a single exon. NCBI's taxonomy places the organism in Eukaryota, Fungi, Ascomycota, Pichiomycetes, Serinales, Debaryomycetaceae. The coding region runs from base 7 to 516 and encodes 169 amino acids. Gene Ontology annotation, cellular component: cytoplasm. Gene Ontology annotation, molecular function: 3-hydroxyanthranilate 3,4-dioxygenase activity; iron ion binding.